AUGGAGGUGAUUCGGGCAUACAGGGAGCAUCUGAAGCGCACUGCCGGCGACCAGAGACUCAUUCCGCUCGUGCUCGAGUCCUAUGAUGGGGCCUCGUACUUGUCCUUUGGGACCCUGUGGUGGGACACCGAGAGGUGCAUAGACCCAUCAGAAGCCAAGGGCACGUGGGGCAUUCAGCGCAUGUUCUACCACUGGCCGCACAUCUACUGCCUCAAACCCGAACUCUUCCCCAGAGCGGAGAUGUGCCUGGAUUACUACGGGCAUCGCAAGUACGCCAUCAACCCGCGGAAGAUCACGUCGCUGCAGAUCCACCGACCAGUGCUCAACGACUCGUACGGAUUUGAUCUUGAUACUACUGUAGCAAAACUCAACCACUUUCAGGGCUACGUGCAGCGAGUGAAACCUCUAAACGCGGCUAUAGAGGGUGCGGAUGUUAACGAGACGGCUAGUGUAGCUCAAGAACAGCAGCCUCCAGCGUUUUGCUCGCAAAUUAUCCGCAUUGAUGAGCCGAUUAUUUGGUGGGCGAGGGGGCAGGAGAUCGGGGAAAUUGCUGCUGAGGCUCAGAAGAAUCCUCGCGUGCCAUUGGAUCGUAUUGAGAGGGCAGAAAUGGAAAAUGAGAUGGCUAGAGUGGAAGUGGGAGAUACAGAAUCAUGA
Closterium sp. Yama58-4 is the source of this 654-nucleotide messenger RNA. The record is from the annotation of a GenBank genome assembly. Lineage: Eukaryota; Viridiplantae; Streptophyta; Zygnematophyceae; Desmidiales; Closteriaceae.